Physella acuta is the source of this 2213-nucleotide messenger RNA. Its product is annotated as dnaJ homolog subfamily A member 1. Gene Ontology annotation, biological process: response to heat; protein folding. Gene Ontology annotation, molecular function: ATP binding; Hsp70 protein binding. Lineage: Eukaryota; Metazoa; Mollusca; Gastropoda; Physidae. The record is from RefSeq and is a predicted model, not a curated record.
GUACCAGAUAUUUCAUUGUAAAACUUGCUUCGUAAAACUUCGCACCGAACGAAUCUCACUGGCUGAACUUAAGCUUCAAUAACUGUGAUAACACUGAUUAAUAAAAUAUAUUCGAGCUUGCAACGAUUUAUUUUUUACUGAUUGUAUUGUAAGGCGCAAGGAAUCAAACAAUUACCAGUGAAGUAAAUAAUUCAAAAUGGUAAAAGAAACAGGAUAUUAUGAUAUUUUAGAAGUAAAACCAAAUGCCACAGAUGCUGAACUCAAGAAGGCUUACAGAAAAUUAGCACUCAAAUAUCAUCCUGACAAAAAUCCAGAUGCAGGUGAUAAAUUCAAGCAAAUCAGCAUGGCAUAUGAGGUCCUUUCAGACCCUAAAAGAAGAGAAAUCUAUGACAAAGGUGGUGAAGAAGCAAUCAAAGGCGGAGCUGGAGGUGGUGGCUUUGAUUUCCAUUCACCCAUGGAUAUAUUCGAUAUAUUUUUUGGUGGUGGUGGUAGACGUGGAGCUCAAAGAGGUCCUAGGAAGGGGAAGGAUGUAAUUCACCAGCUAAAGGUUCCCUUAGAAGAUUUAUAUCAAGGGGCUACAAGGAAGCUUGCACUACAGAAAAAUGUCAUUUGUUCAAAAUGUGAAGGUAGAGGAGGAAAGGAAGGUUCAGUUCAGAAAUGCACAAACUGCCGUGGUACAGGCAUGCAAGUACGCAUUCAACAGUUAGGUCCUGGCAUGGUGCAACAAAUCCAGUCAGUAUGUGGUGAAUGUAGGGGUGAAGGAGAGGUGAUUGACCCAAAGCACAGAUGUAAAAACUGCAAUGGAAAGAAAAUAGUUAAAGAACGAAAAAUUUUGGAAGUCCAUAUAGACAAAGGUAUGAGAGACAACCAACAGAUACGUUUUUCUGGUGAGGGUGAUCAGGAGCCUGACCUUGAACCUGGAGACAUUGUUAUAGUAUUAGAUGAACAAGAAAACAGCACAUUUAAAAGACGAGGAAAUGACCUGAUUAUGACAAUGCACAUUGAGUUGGUAGAAGCAUUAUGUGGGUUCCAGAAAACUAUCCAGACAAUGGAUGCACGAACAUUAGUUAUCACUAGUUUACCUGGUGAAGUAAUAAAAAAUGAAGCAGUGAAAUGUGUGAUGGGUGAGGGAAUGCCUGUGUACCGUGAUCCAUUUGAAAAAGGAAGGCUCAUUAUACAAUUUUUGGUUAAUUUUCCACCCAGUGGUUCCUUAACUCCACAAGCCAUUGAAACUCUAGAGAAAGUUCUACCGCCAAGACAGGAGGUGAUUGUACCAGAUGGGGCUGAAGAAUGUGCUCUACAAGAUUUUGACCCUACUCAGGAUCAGAGUCGGUACAGUUCAAAUCAUCUUGAAGCAUAUGAUUCAGAUGAUGAGCAUCAAGGAGGUCAAAGAGUACAAUGUGCCUCUCAUUAAUAAGCAAAAUUAUUUUGUAAUUAACACUCAAUUUCCAUAAAAAAACAAUCCAGACUAUUUUUGACUGAAUGUUUGACUGUUGACGUAUGUAAGGACCUUAUGUUUGUUUUAUUACUUUGAACUAAAUUGUUCACCACCCCAUUUUUUAAAAGUAGAAAUCACAUUUUACAUACUUGUCAUCACUGUGUAAAUAUAUUUAAACAAACAUCCUGUAAGUUGUGUAUAAAAGGAAUCCUGGUUUCUUUUUGAUUAGAUUUUCCAAUGUUUCAUUUUUUUUUUUAAAAUCAGGAGCUGUCUGUAAUUGUAUACACACAUUGAGUAAACAUUUUUUAAUGGUCAGAAUUCACAAAUAUGUUAACAUAAAUGCAUUUGUGCAGAAACCUUACAUUGUGUACAUACGCAAUUAGUGCACUGAUUUCCAUGUGGUUAAUUGCUUGUCUUCCCCCUUUCUUUGCUAAGUCAACAGGGGAUUUGUCUUAGGACCUUAUGGUAAACUGUUAUUACAUGGCAUUUUUCAGCAAUGUUUGACAAGAUAUAAUGUGGCUGGGAAAUGCAACAUUUUGUCUUUCAAAAUAAUUUAUCAGUUGUACGUAAUAAUGCAAUGGGGAAAAAAAAAAUUCAGUUUGAUACACGAAUUUUAAAUUUUUUAAAGACAUGAAAAUGUCUUAUCAUACAUCUUGACAUCUUAUACAGGAUAGUGUCAGCAGUGGACCAAGAAGUUAUAACAGGCCAAAAAAAAUUUAAUAGUCCAUCCAAGUAGCUUUUUGUGUUUGUACCAUCUAAAAUAUAACUUGAUCAU